AUGUCAGGAGGUAUGAAAAGGGUAGCAACGACGGCUGUCAACUGGGCCAAACUAGGGGAGAAACUGGUUCCGGAGCAUGCCGCAGAACUGUCGCGUCUGAAAGGUGCUAGCCACACAUUUUCCUCAGCAGUAAGCCAGCUUCCUUCCGAUCUACCUCAAGUUGACUUCAAUGCCUUGAAAAAGGCUAUGCCGGCUCAUGCGGCUAUUUUGGACUCACUCCAGAAGCAGUUCGAUGCAAUCAAGAUUCCUUAUGGAGAGAUACCGAAACAGUACUUACAAGAAAUUGACCACUGGAUCGAGUAUAACAACGAGCGUAUAAAGCUGCACGAUAUGAAAGUUGCUGACGGUUUGGAGGAAGCGAAGAAGGUUGAACAAAAAUGGGCUUCUGCUCCCCCAGUAGAACACUUCAGCCGCCAACACUUCGUCGAAUACUUCCCUCAGGAGUUUUACGAUUUGCGUUACCAGAACAGAAUUCCUGAUCCCUGCAAUCUAGGACUGAACGAAAGCCCAGAAAUUGAAAAUCGGUUCAAGGAUUACAAGGUCCUGCGACGUGCCGACAAAGUUGAUGAUCACUAG
Haemonchus placei is the source of this 576-nucleotide messenger RNA. The record is from the annotation of a GenBank genome assembly. Lineage: Eukaryota; Metazoa; Nematoda; Chromadorea; Rhabditida; Trichostrongylidae.